GGGAAGGGGCGGGACUGAGUGGCGAGCGGUGUGCUUCUUGCUGUACGUGCCGCGAUUGUUUUCGGCAUGGAGGAAAUUUAUGCUAAGUUUGUGUCACAGAAAAUCAGCAAGACUCGCUGGCGACCGCUGCCUCCGGGGAGCCUACAGACCGCAGAGACCUUCGCCACGGGUUCCUGGGACAAUGAGGAAAAUUAUGUCUCACUGUGGUCUAUUGGAGAUUUUGGGAACUUGGACUCUGAUGGAGGGUUUGAAGGAGACCAUCAGUUAUUGUGUGAUAUCAGACACCAUGGUGAUGUAAUGGAUUUACAAUUUUUUGACCAGGAAAGAAUUGUAGCUGCCUCAUCAACAGGAUGUGUAACAGUUUUCCUUCACCAUCCAAAUAACCAGACUCUGUCAGUCAGCCAGCAGUGGACAGCAGCUCACUACCACACGGGCCCGGGCAGCCCUUCCUGUAGCAGUGCACCAUGCACGGGUGUUGUGUGUAGCAACCCAGAAAUUGUCACAGUUGGAGAAGAUGGUCGAAUAAAUCUCUUCAGAGCUGAUCACAAGGAAGCUGUAAGAACUAUAGACAAUGCAGAUAGCAGUACCCUCCAUGCUGUAACCUUCCUUCGAACACCUGAGAUUCUUACAGUAAAUUCCAUUGGACAGUUAAAAAUAUGGGAUUUCAGACAACAAGGAAAUGAGCCCUCUCAGAUAUUAUCACUGACUGGUGACAGAGUGCCCCUCCACUGUGUUGAUAGACAUCCCAACCAGCAGCAUGUUGUAGCUACCGGUGGCCAGGAUGGAAUGUUGAGUAUUUGGGAUGUUAGACAAGGUACAAUGCCUGUGUCCCUCUUGAAGGCUCAUGAAGCUGAAAUGUGGGAAGUUCACUUUCACCCAUCCAAUCCAGAUCAUCUAUUUACUUGUUCUGAAGAUGGAUCUCUCUGGCAUUGGGAUGCCUCCACAGAUGGACCUGAGAGAUCAUCACUCUUUCACCAAGGAGGAAGAAAUAGUACUUUUUUGUCUCACAGCAUUAGUAACCAGGCUAAUGUUCACCAAUCUCUGAUAAGCUCCUGGCUCAGCACUGAUCCUGCCAAAGACCGUAUUGAAAUCACAAGCUUGCUUCCCAACAGGACUUUGUCUGUGAACAGUUUGGAUGUUUUAGGUCCUUGUCUUGUUUGUGGAACCGAUGCAGAAGCAAUUUAUGUUACUAGACAGCUUUUUUCAUGAAAAUACUAUAAGAUUUCAUGUAAAACAUACAGUUGGAACCUUUUAAAUUCCAGCUUCUAUGCAAAUUUUUAUUAUUGGAAAAUGUGAAAUUUGCAGGGGAAGCAUCCGUAAACUGUUGUUAAUGUCGAUGCCCAGUUUUGGCUUUUGUUAACUGAAUCCUGCUCUAACAGUCGCUAGAGUCUGAUUGAUGACUGAUGGCAAAAUAAUUGGAAUGUAUGGAAGAACAUCAGAGAAAUCCUUGUGGUCAUAAAUGUACUGCCUUCAAACAGACAAUUCUGGACAGCUUAUGGAAUCAGCUCUUCAUUUUUUGAUGUUGUAGGGCUUAAUAAUGUCAUACAAUUUAAUAAUAAUGCUACCAAGGAGUUCCUAGCCUUUUUAUAAACAGUAUAUGGGGCAUAUCGCUCCCUGGUGGCAUUAGCCAAUGUUAGUAUUUAUUCUUUUUACUGCAAGUAUUUUCUUCAAUUCUUCCACAUUUUAUUUCAUUAAUAAUUUCAAUACACUUUUUCCAGAAAGAAUUGUGUAAAGCAAAAUUGACAAAUUUUUGUAGUGUUCAAAUUUUUUUAAAGGUGAAAAUGUUUUGACAGAUUCUCUUAGAAUGGAUUUGAACAGAACUCUGUCAACUUUAUUUUUAUUAAAAAUAAAGACCCAACUUUAUUUUUAUUAAAAAGAAAAAAGACAAAUACAUUUUUUUCUAAGGAUUUUUGCUCUUAUUUGAUUUUACAACAUAGUUGAAAAUUGCUGAACUGGAUAUUGUACAAUAAAAUAGAACUUGACAUUGAUAAGUGAGCCAACUUUCGAACUUAAAUUUAGCAGGUAACUGGUAUGAUGAUGCAGUAAGAGUAAAGAGUUUUGCCAUCUUUAUCCUUAUCCAAAAUGUUAAUGAUGACCUAACAUGUAGUGUUUUAAGAUAAUUUUAUGAUACUGCCUCUCUAAAGUUUGUUAGAUUAAAUGCAUUAUUGAAUUGAUAAGACCUUAAUGACAAAUCACUCGUAUUACACAAUUGAAGUGUAUGUCUAUUUACUUUACAAUUCCAAUAAUAGUAAUUUUCAAGUUUUGUUUUUCUGCCCCAAUAAGUAUUUUCAAUUUUUUUAUGCCACCUUACCUCAGGGUUUUUUGAGUUUUGUUUUUUUGUUAACAUUUUAAAAUGGAGUACAUAUACACAUCUGCUGUAUACAUUUGGCUCAAAAAUAUUUGAUUAAAGAUAAUUAGUAUCUUUGAGUUUCAAAGAAUUCGAGAAGGAAAGAAAAUAUUGAUAAUAGGAAUAUGUAAUUUAUUUAUAGUUUUAUUGCUGGGACUAAUUUUUAAACUUCCUGUUAUUACAAAAAGUCAUUCAUUACAGAAAAAAACAAUCAAAAGAAAAAUUUAAGUACUUAUAAUCUCAAACAGAGAUAAUUUGUUUCAUACCCUUUUCUGUCCAUCAAUGUAUAUAAUUUUUUAAUGCAGUAUACCAUACAUGUUAUAUUUGUGGAUGCACAUUCUUUAGCAGUAAACACAUGGAUUCAAUAAUAAAAAUAUAGCUAAGAAUUUUCCUUUGACUUUAUAUUUCCCUUUGUAUGAAUGUCUUGCUGCAGUGUCCCUCUCUUCACCCAGUACAGGACCCCUCCCAUUCUAUGCAAGAGGCUAACAUCCUUGCUUUGAGUGGGCCCAAAGCUGAUCUCACUCCUGGAAGACCCUAGUUCCCAGGUGGCACAUUUUCCAUGUUCAGUGAAUGGCAAACUUGUGCCUCCGCUGUGAUCCGUUAUUAUUUGUUGCUGAAAAGUUUAAAGGUUUCACCUUCUCAGCACCCUCUUCAGUUUCCAGCAGCGAUGUAUACAAUUUCCCUUGAUCCUUUUAGUAAAUAAUUGGUAGACAGAGGAAACCAGCCAUAUAGGCUUAGAAUACUAACUUGGACUGGAAACAAGUUUUAAGUUUAAAGCUUUGCUUUGCUUUAAGCGUAUUUGUAACAGUAAAUAAGAGACAGUACAUUUGAAUAGUGUUACAUUUUCAAUCAGUUGAUGAGUUUUGCUAGAUUUAAUAAGAAACAUAAGCUUUAUAUAGUAUAAAUAAAACCCUAAUAUAUGAAUUUGUUCAUUGUCACUUACUGCCUUUAUUCAUGAAACUAUCAACUAGAGUUUUUUGAGGGCUGUAGGAACUCAGAGGUGGAAGAUAGCUCAGAGGGCAUCCCAACCUAAAUUUAAUCAUCACUUCCACAGCAUUCCCAGCCAAUUAUCCAACUCUACUUGAAAAUGUACCAUGAUCAAGUUUCCCAUUUCCCAACGCAGCCUCCACAUUUGGACAGCUCUGAUAAAGCAUUAUGGCAGGGUUUUCAUGUGUGAGUGGUAUCCCAAACAAUUCUAUAAAAAAGGGUAGAAUCAUGUUAUUGUGGGUUAAUGAAAUGAUCAUGGGAACCUACUAUAAGACAGAACCAAUCACCAGUCAAUUUAAAUUUGCAUUAUGUUGGGGUCUUUUACUAUAAGAUUUCACUAAAUAAAUGAAUGUUCACGUAAACUGAAA
Molecule: messenger RNA, 3702 nt
Organism: Vicugna pacos (alpaca)
Lineage: Eukaryota; Metazoa; Chordata; Mammalia; Artiodactyla; Camelidae
Gene: NUP43
Product: nucleoporin 43
Cellular component (GO): nuclear pore outer ring
Molecular function (GO): protein binding
Source: RefSeq, a predicted model, not a curated record